This is a messenger RNA of Clonostachys rhizophaga, 1623 nucleotides long. The record is from the annotation of a GenBank genome assembly. Lineage: Eukaryota; Fungi; Ascomycota; Sordariomycetes; Hypocreales; Bionectriaceae.
AUGGACGACUCAUCACCAAUGGAGUGCGGCAUGAACAUUGCUGAUCUCCCCCUCGAUGUCCUGCGUCUCAUCUUUGACGAGUUCCGGGACCCAGAGGUGCUCUCCCACGGUGAAGUCGACUGGUCGCCGAGCCAAUCCCGAGCUUGGCGGCCGGCCGACUCAACCAACCUCCAGACCAUCCAGAAUGCCCGUCUGGCCUGCCGUCUGUUCAACUCCGUCGCCUCACCCCUUCUCGCCCCCGUCCUGCGCCUGGAUCUAAGCAAGAGAUCUCUACAAAUCGCCAAUGGCCUGACGCAAAACCCCCUGAUCGCGUCCGGCAUCCACGGCGUGCUGGUCAACCUCGACUACAGACCAGCUGAAUUAGCCAACAACAUGGCCCUCUACGCCAACUACCUGCAGCUGGAACUGCAGCAGAUCGACACCUACUGCCAGACCAAGAUCUUUCACCACCACCGUUUUAUGAGCGAGGACGAUGAUGAAUGCUAUGACGAGGCAUCAGAGCACCUGGAUGCAUGCACCCAAUGCAGGUUCGAGUAUCGCUCUCUGUGCGACGCAUGGCAGGCCUGCGUCCAGAACAGGGGCAUCUCACCCACCAAGGAGACGCAAGCCUACCAAGCAAUGCUGCGCGAGGGAUUCCAAGUGUACAAGCAGGCUCACGAGGAGCAGGCCCAGAUAAUCGCCGAUGGGUCAUUCGUGGAGUCAAUUGCGAGCGCCAUCGCCAGAGUCGGACAUGCUGUGUCCCUGGGCCUCGUUGACGGGCGCGGCCACAACGCCAGCCCGUUCGCUGCGGACUACUUCUCGUCUAUUCUGAACAAGGACAUCCUUGCAGAGUUCAUGAUCAGGCCACAGUCCUGGAGCGCUAUUGAGAACAUUGAUGCCAAGCUCGUCCCCGCCCGGAUUCUCUCGGAACUGCCUGUCGCCAUCUGGCAAUCUGGCGGUGCGCUUCGGAAUCUGAGCAAUGGCUGCUUUCCCCACCGGAAGGAUCAUUCCCUGGCUCUAUCGCCUGCGCUUGAGGGAGCACAAGGACACAUCGAGGAUGCCACAAGUCAGCUGCGUGCAUUCGAGUUCGGUACUCUGGCCUCAUCAACAGCCGGUCGGUCCCAUCUCGAUGAGGAGGGCAAGGCUGCGAUGGACGUCUAUCUUGGCUCAAUGCUGGAGAGCACCAAUCUACAGAAGCUGAAUCUUGAUAUGAUGGUCUACAAUGGAGAUGAUGACAACGGUAAUCGUCCUGGGUACUAUCACAUCGGCUCGGCCUUGACGUGCGUCAAGAGCAAGGACCUCCGACACGUGAGCAUCAACAAUGCCGCCUUGUCCCAGCAGGACUUGGAGGCCUUUUGCAGAUCUCUUGGUCGUCGCAUUGAAUCAUUAAGCCUGAACAAGGUUGACUUGCUGGAUGGGUCAUGGUUCAACGCGCUCGAGAGGCUGCGUGACACUCUCUCGUCUCGAUGCCUCAGAGGACUCUGUGAGGUAUCGUUUAGCGGCCUCUCCGGCGGUGAAUUCGGCGACCAGCCAGAGGACCAAACCUCCUCAUGGCCUGACAGUGUCUCUGGUCCUCUGUCAAUGGUCAAGAGGGCGGAGCAGUUUGUCAGUGGAAUGGAGGAGAGGAAUGUGUAUUUUAAUUAG